UUACUAAAGGCUAAACUAGCCAAGUAUCGAUCCCAGCUGUUGGAACCCUCGAAGAAGGGAGAAAAGGGUGAAGGUUUCGAUGUACUAAAAUCGGGCGAUGCCCGUAUAGCUUUGAUAGGAUUUCCUUCGGUGGGGAAGUCCACGUUGCUGUCUACGUUGACCAAAACGGAAUCCGAGGCGGCCAACUAUGAGUUUACAACGCUGACCUGUAUCCCGGGUGUGAUCGAGUACAAGGGUGCUAACAUCCAGCUACUGGAUUUGCCCGGAAUUAUUGAAGGUGCCGCCCAGGGCAAAGGUCGUGGACGGCAAGUUAUUGCCGUGGCUCGAACUGCCGAUCUGGUUCUGAUGAUGCUGGACGCCACAAAACCAAACGUUCAUCGGGACCUUCUGGAGUAUGAAUUGGAAUCCGUGGGGUUGAGAUUGAACAAACGGAAACCGAACAUUUACUUUAAGAUCAAGAAGGGCGGUGGUUUGAGUUUCAAUUCCACUUGUACCCUGACCAGAUGUAACGAAAAGAUGGUCCAAACGAUUCUACAUUCGUUCAAGAUAUUCAACGCCGAGGUUCUGUUCCGGGAAGAUUGUACCGAGGAUGAGUUCAUCGAUGUGGUUACCGGAAAUCGGAUUUAUCUGCCGUGUAUCUAUGUGUACAACAAAAUCGAUCAGAUUUCGAUUGAGGAAGUCGAUCGAUUGGCCCGACAGCCAUUCAGUGUUGUUGUGAGCUGCAAUAUGCACCUAAACUUGGACUACCUUCUGGAGGUCCUCUGGGAACAUCUGAUGCUGAUAAGAGUGUACACGAAAAAACCCGGUGCGCCCCCGGAUUUCGACGAUGGCUUGAUUCUAAGAAGGGGUGUUACCGUGGAGCACGUUUGUCACGCGAUCCACAGAACGUUGGCCGAAGCGUUCAAGUACGGGCUGGUGUGGGGCACCUCUACGAAGUAUUCACCCCAGCGGGUCGGAAUUUCCCAUGUCAUGCACGACGAGGAUGUCAUCCAGGUGGUAAAGAAGUAAAGUUAAAGUGUUCCCCGAUUCGGUCGUCGCAAAAGUUUCCGACAAUUUUUUAAUCGCCUCACACCUAUCAUCGUCCCGAAAUCAAUGGAAAAUCGAUCGCAUCGCAAAUCGGUCCCGAGAGCAUGAUUGAUUCAUUUGUCGACGGAAACGGUAAGUGCUUGAGAUUUUGUUUCAUUUCUAUCGUAGCUGACGUAACGUGACGGUCAUCCCGGUCAGCUUAGAAAUAUAUUGAUUAUGUAUCGAA
Molecule: messenger RNA, 1252 nt
Organism: Uranotaenia lowii
Lineage: Eukaryota; Metazoa; Arthropoda; Insecta; Diptera; Culicidae
Product: developmentally-regulated GTP-binding protein 2
Exons: 2
Biological process (GO): cytoplasmic translation
Cellular component (GO): cytoplasm
Molecular function (GO): GTP binding; GTPase activity
Source: RefSeq, a predicted model, not a curated record